Fusarium keratoplasticum is the source of this 1332-nucleotide messenger RNA. RefSeq lists its product as uncharacterized. The transcript has a single exon. The record is from RefSeq and is a predicted model, not a curated record. Bases 1 to 1332 code for a protein of 443 amino acids. Lineage: Eukaryota; Fungi; Ascomycota; Sordariomycetes; Hypocreales; Nectriaceae.
AUGGCAUUCCUCGAGGAUCCGCGCCUGCGCCAACGCUGGAACCAAAUCACCCACGACGCCGAAGCGGUAACGGAGAAUGCUGCAGCCGGCAUCUGGUCUUUUCAGCAUCACUACAUCAAUCCCUGCUUCUCAUCGAUCGCAAACUCGUUUGAACAAUGCACGGCUGUUUGCCUUGGCGACCCAGAGGAGCGCUUACGUAGGCGCAGGGAACGAGAGCGCACUCGGGGGAGGGCAGAAUACAGCUUCGACUUUUACGACGAUUGGUACGAGGAUGAACAGAAUGGGAGUUUGUUUGGGACUUGGGGAAAUGAAGACUGGGAGAGACUGCUGGCAGGGACCGGCAGUCAACGAAGGAAUACUGGAGAGACUUUGGAGCAACCCCGGAGGAAGCGAGGCAUGAGUUACGGUACUCGAGGCGGACGACGGAAACCUAGCGAGAACGACGACCCGACCGUUAUACCCAGUACCCAACCGAUUGGGUUCCUAAGCAAACUGCCCUGGAAGAUGGGCGGUACUCUGCGAUACAAACCUAGCGCGGCAGAUCUGCAAGACCACCCACAAAGACACGGUGAAGGCGAGGCAGAGCCGUUGCUUGGCUCCGAUGAAGACCACGACCAUGGAAAUCUGCCUACGACUAGGAAACGAAGCGGGACGACAGGGUCGGGAGAUACAUCGGAUUCUUAUCGGUCAAGAGGAGAUUUGUUCCCGAGUGACGGUGAAGGUGAAGAGGAUGCAAUUCCGCUUGAUGACGAGGUUACAUACGAUAUGGUGAGGAAGGACGACAGGAGUAGUGGGCGAAGUGGUGGAAGUGGCCGAAGCGCGAGAACGAUUGGCAAGGGAAAGCGGCCGGCAAUUGGGCUGGCUGGUUCAAGAACUGUCUCAAGGACGACAUUGGUGUCUGUUGCGUCGAGAGAUUCGUUACGCAUGGGUCGCCGAUCCACGUCGUUUCUCGCUGGCUCUGAUAUUGAUGACGUGCCGUCUCUGCAAGAUCUGGAGCGAGAAGAGCAGAUGCUGCAAGAGGAGGAAGAUGAAGAAGUAGCAAGGAAAAAAGAGGCUGCUGCACAACUUGCGGCUGAGAUGGGCCUUGCAGGGACAAGUCCUGGUAUACAAUCAGUGCCUGAACUCAAGCCCGAGGUGGCAGAGGAUGAGGUUUAUGAAGGCGACCCCGGCAAGAAUGUUUCUGAAGAGCGUAUGGAGGAGGUCAGCAAUGAACUUCGUGUGCCCAAGACACGUGAAGCGGAAGAUGCAGCAAGGAGCCCAAAGGCACCACCAGGCGCAAAACCGCCAGAGAACCCGGCGUUUGUGCCAGCGCGUUUACCACACUUUCAAUGA